AUAAUAUGCAAGCCCCGCUGACAGUUGUCAAUUUUUGCCCAUCUGUCAAAUACAUUUUUUGUCCAUUUACAUACGCGAGUAGGAUUUUUCUCAAGCCCGGGACGGAAAAGCGGACAGAAGAGCGCAUCACACGGUGCGCGCGCGGAAGCAGCCAGCGUCCCGCGAGUUUUCGUAGUGAAAAAUCAACACCCACCCACCCGGCCAUACGCUCCCGGCAGCGAAGAAACGCACAACGCACGAGAGGCCAGUGCAUCCUGCUUCUUCUACUGCCUCACACCGCGCGCGCGACGCAUCAUGGACAAUCUGGACCAGCUCGCGGAUGACGAGCUGCGGCUCCGGUUGGUGCAGUACGGCUUUCCGAACCUUCCGGUAACGUCGACCACGCGCAAAAUACUGAUCAAAAAGCUACGGCACCAUAUCGACACCGAGAAUCAGAAGCUGCGCCGGGAAUCGUCGAAAGCGGCACGGUACAGCUCGGGCGAGGAAUCGGAUGGAAGCGAUGGUCGGAAGACGGCGACGGCCGCUCAGCGUAAAAUGUACACCACCAGCAGCAGCAGCAGCAGCAGCAGUAGCACGACGCGAAGUCAGCGUGCCACUGUAGGGGGUGGUUCGUCGGCGGGUGUGGGAAGUUCCGUGUCGAUGCCGCCGCCCGCUCCGACGAACGUGGUCCGGUCCAGUAUGACGCGCGUCCCAAUAAGCAUAUCAUCAUCAACAUCAUCAGCGCCUACGUCGCAUAGUGUUAACAGCAACAGCAAUAGCUUUGCCGGAGCGAACGGUGCCAGCCCCAGCCAUCAUCGUAGUAGCAGUAAGAACUCAUCUCCAACCGUUGGCAGCACAGUAUACAUCUCGCCGCUCAUCGUGCACGACAGCGAAGAGGAGGACUACUCGCCUCCGCUCCGUGCGGGUAUAGGAAGUGGUGGUGGUGGUGGGGGUGGAGGUGGUGGCGGAGGUGGGGCAGCAGGACUAACUCCUUCGUUGCGCAGCCUUGGCAGUUUAUCAUCGACGCCCUCUUCGCAUAGUUCGCUGUUCCGGAAGACGGCUCUAGCCACCGGCAACAUCACACCACCGUCAGCCAACAGCAGCAUGUACAGCAAUCUCGGUGGGGCCAUGGACAAUAAUAGCAGCGGUGGCGGAAGCAGCCUGCUAAACGACUCGAACGGAUCGAACGGAGCCGGUACGGGAGAUUCUCCGUACGUUAGCGAGUACACCAAGCGAUUGAUGCAGUUACGCGGGGAAACGGUUUCCCACGAGAACUACAACAACGCCAUCGGUGGCAUAAUGGGGCGUCGGAUGGGGAAUAGCAGUCUACAGCCCUCGCCACGACACAGUGCCGUCGCAAGUCAUUUGCAUGCGAUACGAACGAGCCAUCAGCAGCCAGGACCAGCCGGAGGUGGACUGCUUCAUCAUCCACUGCGCUCCUCCGGUCACCCUCAUCUGCUGAACAGCAAAGGCACAACAGCGUCCGGCGGUUCGUCCACAUCUCCACUGGGCAGUUCCGGUUCGAUCAUCGCCGGCAAUCACAUCCGGCAGCGAUACAGCCGACUCUCCGGGGGAAACGAAUUCAACGAAAACGAUAUCGUAACACACGCACAGCCCGCCCCGGAACCGCCCCGAAUCCCGUUCCGCGUAGCGGUAGGCAACUUCAUCACCCGGCUGGACGAACACUACGGUUUCAAGCAAACGUUCAUCCCGUGCGCCUUGCUCUGCCUGCUGGUGGUGUUCUUCUGCUCGGUCGCAUUCAUGUACAUGACCAUCAGCACCGAUCUGGCCAGCACGCUUAGCUCGAUCGACACACGGUACGAAGUGUGUGAGGGCGAUGUGCACGGACUGGCUGCCACUGGUUGCGUGUUCGCGGCGGACGUCGAACCUGCCCUGGAGCUGCUGAAGCUGAUCGGCAGCGAGCUGAAGGCACGCGUUGAAGCACACCACUGCCGGCGGGACGAUGCCGGACCGGUCGUAUCGGGCCUGAUGUCCGCCGGGGAAGUGCUGAAGUACGCGAAGGAACAUUCGCCGUCCGUGUUGAUACCGCAGCUUACGCGACACCUGCACGCCAUGGAGUACCUCAUCGAUCGGAACCCGCAGUGGCGCAUUAACCACUGCGACGCCGAUGGAGAACCGAUCGGGUACGACGGUGUGCUGGAACGGCGCUCCACACGCUCGAACCAUUUCACCAUUCUCAAGCCGAAGCUUCCGUUCACGUGCAUGAUGUACAACAAGUUCCAGAAGUUCUUCGUUAUCGUCGGUGGAUUGGCGCUGGUUUCGAUCGUCUUGUUCGCCGGCAACUACUUCGUCAAGUUUGUGCUGUACGUGAAGCAGAAGCGGCGCGACCAGGUAAAUCGCUUGAUUAGCGAGAUCAUACACGCGGUCAGUCAGGCGGCAGCGAAUGCGUCCGAGUCGGCGGCCAACAAGGGCGAACAGCAGCCGGGCGUGGUGAUCAACCAUCUGAGGGACCGGCUGCUGGGGAUGGCAAAUCGCCGCAAGCUCACCUGGGCCUGGAACGAAGCGCUCGGCUUUCUCGAGCAGCACGAAAGCCGAAUCGCGUUCGAGGUGGCUACGAUCGGGGGCGAAGAUUUUAAGAUAAUGCGAUGGAUCGAUAGCGUUCCGUUGGCGAGCGGUGGUGGAGGCGGCAGUUCGCCGGGGGCUUCCCGGUUGGGCGGCGGUUCCGGUCCCGGCGGCUCGACCGCUAAGAAGUGGCAAGGGCCAGCGUUCGACAAGAGCAACAAGAUACACGAUCCGCCGACGCCCUGCCUCAAGAUCCGCCAGAUGUUCGACAAGUACGAGGUGAACGAUCCGAACCUGAAGACGAUCGUCCAGGACGCGAUCCUGGAGAAGGUGGGUGGCCGGUGCAAGAUCUACGACAUCCAGCUCGACCGGAGCAGCUGCUGCGUGUACGUGCGGUGCGCCUCGGCCAAGGAUGCCGGUAUCGUGCACGACGAGAUUAAUGGCUGGUGGUUCGACAAUCGGCUAGUGUCGAUCAAGUUCCUGCGGCUCGAGCGGUACCUGCAGCGGUUCCCGCGGUCACUCGCCGGACCGGCCUGUCUGAAGCCGUCGAACAAGAACAACUCCUCCAUGAGCCAUCAGCUGGCGCUCAACAGCAACAACGGUGGUCCGGCUGGGCAAUACUCGAGCAAUGGUAGCAGAGCCGCAGGCAAACGUGACGAACUCGACACAGACCCGGAAGAGUAUGACGAAGGCGAAGGAGACGAGGACGGCGAGGAGGAAGAGGACGACGAGGAGCUGGUUGCAGCGGCGACGACGGCUACGGCGGCAUCGGCAUCACGAGCCGCCACAGGACGUCGGUCUGCCAUUAGACGCCGCGAAGAAGAUGAGGAAGAGGACGAGUAGUAGUUGCAGGGGAAGAGACGUGCGUCAUGGCCUCCUUUGGAAGAUAUUAACCAUCACUAACACACACAUACACAGAAUGCGCGUGCGGAUUUGCGAACGCUGAAAAGAAGGCGGCGUUUUGUCGCUCCUACGCCAAGCGUCCAAAAGGAACUUUUUUGCCAUUUAUAAUAUAUCAUUUACUACCUUCGGCCCCGGUUAAAUUGCCAUUUUUUUACCCCAUUACAUGAGCUUUCCUUACAUCUUUCCUUUAUCAAAACGAACCGUUAACAUUGUUUGGAUUGUUAUUUUUACACAUAACAAAAUAAAGUGUCCAACCAUACAGAGAUAACAAGAGCAUGCUUCUGUAGCUUUGAGCAGCCUUUGAGCGAGUGGAACUUAGGAGCUUAAGGAGAGAGAGAGAAUGGAUUCGUUUUUGUUAGCUGCAUUCAAGGGGGGCGGGGGGGGGGGAGGAGGAUCCACCUGCUAAAAUCUCAAGCCUUACAAGGAGCCUAGAAGCAAUAGAGUCAUCGCUUCAUGAAGUGCUAAAGAAGAGACUUUGCGUUUUCUCUUCUUAACUGAGCUUAGGAAACAGGCUGGCAGGGCAGGACAGGUUGAGAGGAUUGUGUAGGGGAGGCAAAGGAUACUGUAAUAUCGAUAAGAGUAAUCGCUUAACCCUAAACACGGCGCGUCGUACCAAGGACACACACGCCGUGUCCUUAACUUUAAACGAAGCAGCAGCACCAGCAGGCAAGGGAGAGACUGUUUUAAGGGAGCGUUUUGUUGAUUAAUGAUUACAGAUUUAUAUACACACACACACAGAAGCAAGUAUACAAAAAAGAGGAAGAAAAACACACAAAUUAAUAUGUUCUGUUUGUUUUGCAACAAAGCUGAAUUGAAUAAUCCCUGGGCUAGGUGUUGUUUUAAACGUAAUACUAUUAGGUCUAAGAGAGCGAGAGAAUGGGCGGCCACGAACACUAACGACUAACGAAACCCGCAAGCCGAGGAUAGGAUAUUGAAAGCGACCCCUCUGACGGAAGGUAGACAGACGAGCGCGGCUGCCAGCAGCCAGCAGAAGUCUGAAUCGGAUUUCAGAAGAUUUUGUGCAAUUUUCUUUUAGAUUCUUUAGGAAAACCCCGCCGGCGCCGUCAAUCGGAAGGAAAAGCGCACAACAAACUCAUGCUCAUCAUUAGUCGCAGGGUUGUUAGUAGGACGGGGUAACCGGUCCGGAGGUUCAGAACGUAUCAACAAACUUGUUCGGCGGACCCCCUCCCCACACGGAACGAACCCCGCCCAUCACACUCUUCUUCAAGGAAAACGAAAAUAAAUCAGUACUAGUUUGUA
Anopheles stephensi (Asian malaria mosquito) is the source of this 4665-nucleotide messenger RNA. RefSeq names its product inner nuclear membrane protein Man1 (gene MAN1). The record is from RefSeq and is a predicted model, not a curated record. Lineage: Eukaryota; Metazoa; Arthropoda; Insecta; Diptera; Culicidae. Gene Ontology annotation, cellular component: nuclear inner membrane. The transcript has 3 exons. The coding region runs from base 295 to 3345 and encodes 1016 amino acids. Gene Ontology annotation, molecular function: chromatin DNA binding. Gene Ontology annotation, biological process: nuclear envelope organization; negative regulation of BMP signaling pathway.